CAGGAUGGAAUAAAAGAGCAUUGAAGACGGUUUGGGUCUUUUUGAUCCUUCUCUUACCGGGGGUCUGGGUCUCGUGACUAUCACUUUCUCCGAUGAAGAAACUGUCUGACUCUGCCGAAUCCCGGACCUUCACCGCCACAGCGCCGCAGCCGGCUGAUACCACCCAUUCAUUAGCGGCACCACCGCCAGCCCCGAAUCUAACCUCAUCUGAAGAAAAAGACUCAAAAUCUCCGGAUUCACAGCUCGAAACCCUCUGCAAGACGAUGUGCGGCAAGGAACUUCGAAGUUACAUAGUAUCACAACUUCCAGAGAAAAAUACACUGCGCGAAGAACUCCCAAAGGCAUUGAAACUUGCACCCAAUGCAGCAAAGCUUGUACUUAUUUGUAUGGGAGACUUCUUUGCCAAAAGGGGCAAAGCUUUUGAUAAGGAUGCACAGAUGAUUUCCACAAGGGAAGCAUCUGCAUUGGUUUUGGAGUGUUUCUUGUUGAUGGGCUUCGAUGUAAUUGAUGAAGGGGUGAAGGAAGAAGCUGCACAAGCAGCGGUGAUAUGGAGAAGAAGGUUGGUUGAUGAACGAGGUAUAAGAAAGGCUAGUGCAAUGGAUGCGCGGGGAUUGCUGUUGCUUAUUGGGUGUUUUGGGAUUCCACAUAUUUUUCACAAUGAGGACGUUAGGGACUUGAUUCGAGUGAGUAAUAUCAGGGAGAUUUCUACUGCACUCAGGAAAUCAAAUGUGCUAAUGGCAAAGAUUCCAGAAAUAAUAAACGGGAUGGUGAAGCAUAAGAUGGAAGUUGAUGCUGUUGAUGUUGCUUAUACUUUUGGAGUAGAGGAAAAAUGUAGCCCUUGCGAAAUUUUGUCAUCGUUUUUAGAAGAUCUUAAAGAAUCGCUGAAGAAAAAGAAAUGGAAGUCGCAUGGUUCACAUGCUGUUGUGAAUGAAGCAAACAAGAGGGAAUUGUCUACUAUGAAAUCUGUCAUCGAAUGUUUGGAAGCCCACAACAUUGAUCCCUCAAAGCUUAUUCCACGAUUCCGUAUCAGUGACAGAAUUAUGAGCUUGGAGGAAAAAAUUGCUAGGAAUUAUCAAAGAAGGGAGAAGAUGGUGCAAAAUCGGAAAUUUGAUGAAAUUGGGUUGUCUAGAAGGUUCGAAGAGAGACGAGCAAAACGCACACAUAUACUAGGUUCAGAGCAUCAAAGAGCUGUUAAUCACAUCAGUAGCCAGAGACCCUUGUUAGCAGGUGGAACUGCUGGCCACAUUUAUGGUUAUUCUGUGUCACCAUCAGUAUUGCCUGGACCUGUUGCAGGCCGGAUUUAUGAUACUGUUCCUGGCUCACUAGCAGCAAGUCGGGGAGGUAUGGUUAUGGGUGGAGUUAGUUCAGGUAUAACAACAGGCACAAAAUAUGCUCUACAAGCUGGCUCAUAUGAUGGAUAUUUUGGGAUGAUGCCAAUUGAGGAUAAAGCUGGGCGAAUAAGAAGUUACAAAAAUCAGUUGUAUGGAUGGCAAGGAAAUGCAUCCAUGCACGAGGGGGUGGUCUCUCACAACUAUGGAUACGGGCCAUCACCACCGUGGGAAGGCUCUAUGGCUUUGCUAAACCCUGUUCCUGUUGGUCCUGGUAACCAGACCUAUGCUUCUGAUUCUUAUCAGUCUGCUAGUACUGUUCCAGGAAGUGCACCAUAUCAGAAUAGUGGCUCUCAUGCAGUAGGUGUUAUUCCCUCUGUUAACCAUCAUUCAUCCUACUUGUACCAAGGGACAUAUUAUCCCCAAGGCAUGCAGUAACGUCUACAUUUUAGCUUCUCUUGUAGUAAAUGCUUGAAGUUGAGAACUUUUGUGGGUGUAAAUGAUACAGUUUAAAUGUGGUUUAAGGAAGCAUCAUGAUUCAUGUGUUGCUUGCCUUAAUCAACUCUGUUUAAAAAAUCUUUAUAUUGUCGAUAUAUCAAAUUAAACUUAACGUUAAA
Solanum dulcamara is the source of this 1945-nucleotide messenger RNA. RefSeq names its product protein FRIGIDA-like. The transcript has 3 exons. The record is from RefSeq and is a predicted model, not a curated record. Bases 93 to 1766 code for a protein of 557 amino acids. NCBI's taxonomy places the organism in Eukaryota, Viridiplantae, Streptophyta, Magnoliopsida, Solanales, Solanaceae.